This is a messenger RNA of Larimichthys crocea (large yellow croaker), 1839 nucleotides long. Its product is annotated as B2 bradykinin receptor. Bases 242 to 1297 code for a protein of 351 amino acids. The record is from RefSeq and is a predicted model, not a curated record. Gene Ontology annotation, molecular function: C-C chemokine binding; C-C chemokine receptor activity; bradykinin receptor activity. Gene Ontology annotation, cellular component: external side of plasma membrane; membrane. NCBI's taxonomy places the organism in Eukaryota, Metazoa, Chordata, Actinopteri, Sciaenidae. The transcript has 2 exons. Gene Ontology annotation, biological process: vasoconstriction; smooth muscle contraction; calcium-mediated signaling.
UUCAGACUCUCAGAAUUCAGACCUGAGAGAGCGAGCAGUGAGAGUGAGAUGGACAGGGGACAGACAGGAGAGAGAGAGAAAUGCAGCAUGCAGACUGAAGUAUGACGUUUAGUCUGACAUCAGUUUAAUUACAGUUUCCUUUAAGAGUGCGAGUCACAGACAGACCGACUAGAGAAAGGGAGGCACUGGAGCCGUGUAGGCAAGCAUCUGGACAUUUCACAUCUGCACAGACUCAGGAAGAAUGACUCCAACUACAAGCAUUCCAGACUUUAGCACCACAGCUUUAUAUGGAGACCAAAACAACACCAAUGGCACUGCCUGUCCUGAAACGGAUGCCUGGGAAUGGCUCAGCAGCAGUCAGCCAGUGUAUAUCCUGAUCAUUACAGUGCUGGGAAUUGUUUUUAAUGUGUUUGUCCUGAUGGUCUUCUGCCUCCACAAGAAAGCCUGCACCGUGCCUGAGAUCUACUUGAGCAACCUGGCUGCUGCUGAUGUUGUUCUGCUGUCCUGUUUACCUUUCUGGGCUGUAAACAUUUACAACAAUUUCGACUGGCCUUUUGGUCUGUUCAUGUGCAAAGCUGCCACUCUGGGCAUUAAGAUGAACGCCUACUGCAGCAUCUACUUCCUCGUUCUGGUUAGCAUGGAUCGCUAUGUGGCACUGGUGCAUACGAUGUCUCAUGGUAGAAUGCGUAGGCCAAAAUAUGCCAAACUGGGCUGUCUACUGGUGUGGGGUUUUGGAUUGCUCUUGAGUGUCCCCACCCUCAUCUUCAGGAAAGUGGAACACUUCCCUGAGUACGGUGUCCAUGCUUGCUUUCUGGAAUACCCAAACCACGCGGUAGAACUGUUCUGUGAUGGGAUGUUGGUUGUUGUUAGCUUCGUCAUCCCCAUUUCAGUUAUCUCAUUCUGCACUAUCAAGAUUAUUCAGGCUUUGAAGAUCCAGGCAGUAGAGAGGUUCAAUGCUGAGAAAACAGAACAGAAGGCCACCACACUGGUGCUGGUGGUCCUCCUGGCAUUCCUCAUCUGCUGGGUGCCAUUCCACUUGGUCACCACCCUGGACGUGCUGUUACGAGCUAAGGUCCUGGAAGGUUGUCACCUCAAUACUGUCCUAGAUAUCUGCAACCAGGUCUUCACCUACUUAGCCUUCUUUAACAGUGUUCUCAACCCCAUCCUCUACGUCAUUGUGGGAAAGAACUUCCGGAAAAAAGUUCGUGAAGUUUUUAAGCAGUGGAGCAAUAAGAAAACGGCGUCUUCUGAGUCUACACGUUCAAACCAAUCCUCUACACUGAAGACUUUGGCAUGAAAUUCAACCUUCAAAAGCACAGCUCUUCUCAUAAACAGACUUUGUAGAAACUGUCAUAAACAGUAACUUUAGUAACAGUAAUUGUCUUGCUACAAUGUAAAUGAUGAUUGAUUAGGUUUGUAACUCUGUUGUAAUGGGACCAAAUCACGCUUCCUGAAAUUAUUCUUUGAUGAGACAUUAUUGUGUGAGGCCAUAAAAGACUGGAAUAAAUGUUCCUUCCUGGAGAAGGUGUUACAGGUCGCUAAGUGUUAUUGUGUCUCAACCAUGUUAAAGUAUAUGAUAAGCUGGAAAAACUGGCCACAUGCAAUUAUUUUUCCUGCUUUACAAGUUCCACCACAGCUUUAAUACCCUUUGUUACAAACAUUGGUGAGCAUCAGUAUUUUGAAUGUACAGUUGAUGUGAUCUAAAUUAGCCUGGUUGCUUUAUGUAAAUACAGUUUUCAUACUCGGUCUUGUAUUGCUGAUAACUCAGACUGUAAAUAGUACCAGUAUUUGUUUUUGUCUGUAAAUAAAUAAUCCUUCAAAUAAAACAUAUAUAUGGUU